AUUCCCAUGGGGCCGCGCGGCAGAAAGGGGCGGGACGGGAGGGGGCGCGUCGCGCUUGCGCAGGCCCCGGGGCCGGAGGGAGGCGGAGGCGUAGCGGUCCAACUGUUGAAGUCCCCAUGUGACAGUGAGCGGGGUCCCCGCUCCAGGAGACGCUCCAGUCUGCGUCCCGGCCCUCAGCACUGUCCACUGUUUCGGUGCCAGCAGAGACCAGCAGGCCUGGGACAGUUGGUGUUUGGCCGUGCCGCUGUCUAACUUGGUGUGCGGAGUGAAUUGCCGCUGCCGGAGCGGAGAGAGGCGGAGCGGCCAGGAGAGAGGGGAUUUCUGUCAGCGCCGGCGCUCGGGAGCUUGGAGACAUGAACGGCUUCACGCCUGACGAGAUGACCCGCGGCGGGGAUGCGGCCGCCGCAGUGGCCGCAGUGGUCGCUGCCGCGGCCGCCGCCGCCUCGGCGGGGAACGGGACCGGCGCGGGCACCGGGGCUGAGGUGCCGGGCGCGGGGGCGGUCUCAGCGGCUGGGCCCCCGGGGGCGGCCGGGCCGGGCCCCGGGCAACUGUGCUGUCUGCGGGAGGAUGGUGAGCGGUGCGGCCGGGCGGCAGGCAACGCCAGCUUCAGCAAGAGGAUCCAGAAAAGCAUCUCCCAGAAGAAGGUGAAGAUCGAGCUGGAUAAGAGCGCAAGGCAUCUUUACAUAUGUGAUUAUCAUAAAAACUUAAUUCAGAGUGUUCGAAACAGAAGAAAGAGAAAAGGGAGUGAUGAUGAUGGAGGUGAUUCACCUGUUCAAGAUAUUGAUACCCCAGAGGUUGAUUUAUACCAAUUACAAGUAAAUACACUUAGGAGAUACAAAAGACACUUCAAGCUACCAACCAGACCAGGACUUAAUAAAGCACAACUUGUUGAGAUAGUUGGUUGCCACUUUAGGUCUAUUCCAGUGAAUGAAAAAGACACCUUAACAUAUUUCAUCUACUCAGUGAAGAAUGACAAGAACAAAUCAGAUCUCAAGGUUGAUAGUGGUGUUCACUAGGAGACGUGGAAUUGAGACUAAUAACUUGGAUGUUAACACUGUUUACUGUUUUUUCACAUGUAGAAAUGUUCUUUGUGUAUUUUUUCUACAGAGGAUUUUCUCUGAUUUUAUUUUCUUUGUGUUUCUGACUCUAAUAAUUAGUUGGAAACUCAUAUAAAAUGAGCUUUCCUAAAUUAAAAACUAUUUUAAAUAAAGGUUAUUACUAUUAUAGUUGCUUCAGUGUAUUUAUUUUGUGAAACUUGAUUUUUCUUUUAAACUGACUUAGAGAUCAGUAUUGAGAUUUUAAUGUAAAGUCCUUCAUUUUGUAAUCCCCCCCUUUUUUUUUUAAACUUCCAAGAAAUUAACAGGGUAAGGAGAAGUAACAAAUAUAGCACAUUUGCAUUCUCUGGGACAAUCUGACUUGGAAUUGAAGAUAAUCUAAAUAGCAUUAUUUUUUAAAGUGCUUUAUAAUGCUAGCAAAUUUGAAAAAUAAACUUCUCUUGGAAUGCAACUUCUUUUUUAUUUCCUUUUUUCUGUUAUUAUUACUUGAUGAAGUACUAGGAAGAACAAAGAAGACUUAAUAUGCCAGCAAAGAUAAACACAAUGCUGAAAGUUGAAAUAAUAUAAAAUUAAAUAGCUGUUUUUCAAAAUUUUGUCUUUGAGAAAAGAUACUUAUGUGGCAUGAAUAUAGAAAGUACCUCUGCUAUGCCCCUUAAUUUUUAGUGAUGUCCUGUACAGUUUACAUUGCAAAUUGUAACUAAUAAGUUGGAGAGGUCUAGAUAUCUAACCAGAUUUUCAUUUAAAUUGUGGUUAUAUAUGGCUCUGACUUGAUUUAUAUCUCCUUUUUAUGUUUUAUUCUCUGUCAGUUUUCUAUCAAACAUUCUAAAUCUGUGCUUUUCUUAAGAUUAUAUUGUUUAGCUAAAUUCUUAUAAUUACAAGUCAAAUGUAUAGCUUGUGACAU
Nomascus leucogenys (northern white-cheeked gibbon) is the source of this 1956-nucleotide messenger RNA. RefSeq names its product Sin3A associated protein 30 (gene SAP30). The record is from RefSeq and is a predicted model, not a curated record. Gene Ontology annotation, molecular function: protein binding; transcription coregulator activity. NCBI's taxonomy places the organism in Eukaryota, Metazoa, Chordata, Mammalia, Primates, Hylobatidae. Gene Ontology annotation, cellular component: histone deacetylase complex. Gene Ontology annotation, biological process: regulation of DNA-templated transcription.